AGAAACGAAACUGGCUUCAGCGCGCAUGUGCGCGGAUGUGCGUUGGUUCUUCGGGUAAAGAUGGCGGAGCGUGGUUACAGCUUUUCGCUGACUACAUUCAGCCCGUCUGGUAAGCUUGUCCAGAUAGAAUAUGCUUUGGCUGCUGUAGCUGGAGGAGCUCCUUCAGUGGGAAUUAAAGCUGCAAAUGGCGUGGUCUUGGCAACUGAGAAGAAACAGAAGUCCAUUCUGUAUGAUGAGCGAAGUGUCCACAAAGUGGAACCAAUCACCAAGCAUAUAGGUUUGGUGUAUAGUGGCAUGGGCCCAGAUUACAGGGUACUUGUGCACAGAGCUCGAAAACUAGCUCAACAGUACUAUCUUGUUUACCAAGAACCCAUUCCCACAGCUCAGCUGGUCCAGAGAGUAGCUUCUGUGAUGCAGGAAUACACCCAGUCAGGUGGUGUUCGCCCAUUUGGAGUUUCUUUACUUAUCUGUGGUUGGAAUGAGGGACGGCCAUAUUUAUUUCAGUCAGAUCCAUCUGGAGCUUACUUUGCCUGGAAAGCCACAGCAAUGGGAAAGAACUAUGUGAAUGGGAAAACUUUCCUUGAGAAAAGAUAUAAUGAAGAUCUGGAACUUGAAGAUGCCAUUCAUACAGCCAUAUUAACCCUAAAGGAAAGCUUUGAAGGGCAGAUGACAGAAGAUAAUAUUGAAGUUGGAAUCUGCAACGAAGCCGGAUUUAGGAGGCUUACCCCAACUGAAGUUAAGGAUUAUUUGGCUGCCAUUGCAUAAUAAUGCAAAUAAUGAAGUGACUGAAAAUCCAGAAUUUCAGAUAACUUCUCUACUUAAACAUGUUUAAAGUAUGUUUUGUUUUGCAGACUUUUUGCAUACUUAUUUCUACAUGGUUUGAUGGACUGAUGUUUUUAAAAUGAGACUUAUAAAUCAUAAUAAACUCUUAAAUUAACUUCCAGCUUUUUAGGAGUUAGUAAACUUUUAACAUAGUUAUAUUUCCUGCUUUCCAUCACAGUUGAUUUCUGGAAACUACAUUGAAAAGCAGAAUGGUGAAAUUGGUCUUUAGUCUUCACACAGUUUCGAUUAAGUCAAACUUUGUCAUCUUCUUUACUGUCAGAUGUUGUCUGCUUCAGGAAAGCAAAAUCCUGAUUUCAGUAAACACUGCUUUUGGAGCUGAGAGAAUCUGUAGACUUUCAUGGAUUCUGAGGCAAGGUAGGAAGCAUAGCUGUAUUUCGGGCACCAUUAGGUGUGGAUCAGUGAAACCUAGGAUGUUCUAUGAGAUUGCACUGGAGCUGCCGAGAGUGCUAAGCCACAGUCUCCUAUAGGAGAUGUACCAUGUAGAUACAUAAAAAAUGGUGUGCUAGUUCCUGUUGACUUUUCCAUCACUAGUACGUAAAUGUAUUUCAAAAGAGCCCCUAGAGUCUACUGGAUCUUUCUAACUCAAGGAUGAACGUGAGUGCUGGAAAUAAAAUACUAAUACUUAAAUGUCAAAA
Messenger RNA from Capra hircus (goat), 1478 nucleotides. RefSeq names its product proteasome subunit alpha 2 (gene PSMA2). Lineage: Eukaryota; Metazoa; Chordata; Mammalia; Artiodactyla; Bovidae. Gene Ontology annotation, cellular component: proteasome core complex, alpha-subunit complex; proteasome core complex. Gene Ontology annotation, biological process: ubiquitin-dependent protein catabolic process. The coding region runs from base 61 to 765 and encodes 234 amino acids. The record is from RefSeq and is a predicted model, not a curated record. The transcript has 8 exons.